GGAGUGUGCGGCUGCCGCGUUGGUACAGUCCAGCGCAAGAUGGCGACUUCGAUGGAAGACGAGUUUGAAGAUGCGCCUGAUGUGGAGCCUUUAGAGCCUACAUUAAAAAAUAUAAUAGAGCAGAAAUCCCUCAAAUGGAUCUUUGUCGGGGGUAAAGGGGGCGUUGGAAAGACCACGUGCAGCUGCAGUUUGGCGGUUCAGUUAGCAGCGGUGAGAGAGAGCGUCCUCAUCAUAUCCACAGAUCCAGCGCAUAACAUCUCCGAUGCCUUCGACCAGAAGUUCUCCAAGGUGCCCACCAAGGUCAAAGGCUAUGACAACCUCUUCGCCAUGGAGAUCGACCCCAGUCUGGGUGUGGCAGAGCUGCCCGAUGAGUUCUUCGAGGAGGACAACAUGCUCAGUAUGGGGAAGAAGAUGAUGCAGGAGGCCAUGAGCGCUUUCCCUGGCAUUGACGAGGCCAUGAGCUAUGCAGAGGUCAUGAGAUUAGUGAAAGGCAUGAAUUUUUCAGUGGUGGUGUUUGACACGGCCCCCACAGGACACACUUUACGCCUGCUCAACUUCCCCACCAUCGUGGAAAGAGGUCUGGGUCGUCUGAUGCAGAUCAAGAAUCAGAUCAGUCCCUUCAUCUCGCAGAUGUGUAACAUGCUGGGUCUGGGAGACAUGAAUGCUGAUCAGCUGGCGUCUAAAUUAGAAGAGACUUUGCCUGUCAUCCGCUCCGUCAGCGAGCAGUUUAAAGACCCGGAGCAGACGACGUUCAUCUGCGUGUGCAUCGCGGAGUUUCUCUCUCUUUACGAGACGGAGCGUUUGAUUCAAGAACUGGCGAAGUGUCGCAUCGACACGCACAACAUUAUCGUCAACCAGUUGGUUUUCCCCGACGGCGAGCGGCCCUGCAAGAUGUGCGAGGCCCGACACAAGAUUCAGUCCAAGUACCUGGACCAGAUGGAAGAUUUAUAUGAAGAUUUCCACAUAGUAAAGUUGCCCCUGCUGCCCCACGAAGUUCGAGGAACGGAUAAGGUCAACACUUUCUCCAUGCAGCUGCUGGAACCCUACAGCCCCCCCAAAAAGUGACUUAACUGCCACCGAUCAAACCCACAUACAUAAUCCUCCUGAUCGUCAUCCUCAGAAAUACCCUACUAAAGUUUAGCUUUUUUAUCUGGUGCCCCUAUAGUUACCAAUACACACCUUUAUUUCCUCCAAUCAGAUGCUCUUUUUCUCAUUUUAUUUGGUCAUGUGAUCUUUAAUGAAUGU
Messenger RNA from Misgurnus anguillicaudatus (oriental weatherfish), 1245 nucleotides. The record is from RefSeq and is a predicted model, not a curated record. NCBI's taxonomy places the organism in Eukaryota, Metazoa, Chordata, Actinopteri, Cypriniformes, Cobitidae.